AAAUGAGAAGUUUUAUAUUGAUUUUAGAGACAAUUAUUAUGUUUCAGUGAUUUACUGUUACGUGAAGCUUACGAAUUAAUAUUAUUAAUAGUAGUAAUAAUAAGUAAUAAAUUAUAAUAAUAUCUAUAAUCAUUUAUUUGCAUACCGUGUGCUCAACAUUUUUAUAUGACUUGCGUUUUGGUCUUAAAUAUUGAAUAACUAAACCCCAAAACCAAUCUGCGGUCAAAUGUCGGAUCUGUUGUUUGAGUUGAAUCUAACAGUAUCGUCAGCCAAGUUGUCGGGAACGACCGCUUUCUUUAAGCCGGACCCGUAUGUGGAGGUAGUGGUGGACGGGGGCACACCU
Oppiella nova is the source of this 343-nucleotide messenger RNA. NCBI's taxonomy places the organism in Eukaryota, Metazoa, Arthropoda, Arachnida, Sarcoptiformes, Oppiidae. The record is from the annotation of a GenBank genome assembly.